This is a messenger RNA of Suillus subalutaceus, 1518 nucleotides long. RefSeq lists its product as uncharacterized. Gene Ontology annotation, molecular function: transmembrane transporter activity. The record is from RefSeq and is a predicted model, not a curated record. Lineage: Eukaryota; Fungi; Basidiomycota; Agaricomycetes; Boletales; Suillaceae. The transcript is spliced from 4 exons. Gene Ontology annotation, biological process: transmembrane transport. The coding region runs from base 90 to 1088 and encodes 332 amino acids.
GUCAACAAAACCAACGUAUCACCACAAACGCACAGGUCAUCCACGACGUCAUCUCCGUAUCCGAAGCCAACACUGCCCUCGACACCCUAAUGCGCAAAAAGCCCAUCUACUCUUUCCCACAACUCAUAUUCUUUGGCGGGAUGUGUAGCAGCAGCAUCUGCAGCGUUAGCUUCAACGGGAGCUUCAUUGACUCUCUUGUCUCCUUCCCCCUCGGUGCGCUCCUCGUCACCAUCCAACUUCUCAGCGUGCGCAAUGAGCUGUAUGGAAACGUGUUUGAGAUCACGGUUGCCACGCUUCUGAGCUUUGUGAGCGCUGUGCUUGCUAGUACGCAGAGGAUUUGUUAUGAGGCUGUUGCUAGUAGUAGUGUGGUUUUGAUUUUACCUGGCUUCAUAGUCCUAAAUGGUUCCCUCGAAAUAUCUUCCCGCUCCCUAAUAGCAGGCUCAGUCCGUCUCUGCUACGCCCUCAUGUACAGCCUCUUCCUCGGUUUCGGGCUGGCCAUCGGAGCUGAGCUCUACCAAGCAAUGCUCGGGAAACCCCUAGUAGGAGGCAUAGAUUACAUGUGUGUCUCGAGCCACGAUCCCAAAGGCGGGUGGUGGCAGCGCACCCCGAGUAUGUGGUGGGCGUUCCUGAGUGUGCCGUGUUAUAGUCUGUUUUUGAGUUUGAGGUUUGGGGCUGUUAUUGGGAGGAGGGAGUUGUUUCUCCUAGUCGCCAUCUCAUGCAUAGGAUGGGUGACGAACCAUUUCGUUGGCAUCAAGUUCCCGAACCAGAGCGAUAUAUCAGCUGCUGUUGGGGCGUUUGCUGUGGGGUUGGUGUCGAAUCUCUACGGGAGGUUUUUUGAGGGGAAUGCGUUUGCCGUUAUGAUCACAGGCAUACUCUUCCAACUCCCUUCAGGCCUAGGCAACGGCGGACUGUUCAACUUCGUCGUUGAUCAAACCUCAGGGUCGAGUUCCUCCUAUUCAAGCGGGUUCAACACCGCGCUCCAGUUGAUCAGCACGAGUGUUGGGUUGACUGUGGGUCUUGGAAUCAGUUUGGUGCUCGUUCAUCCUGUUCAGAGCAGGAGGAGGGCUGCGGGAGUGUUUAGUUUGUAGGAGGACGUUGGUGCUGGUAUGCGUUCCGCCCCCUGCAUUGCUUUGCUCUAAAUUCGUACGUAUGCCCGCAUUAUUCUCACUCGAAGUGCAUAUCGCAUUCAAUUUCAAUAUAGAUCUGAUAGAUAGAUAUCGGUGCCCAGGUACAUCUAUCCUCCCCAAUUCAUCGCUUAAUUCCUUUAGAUUCCGAUGCUCAUCUAAAUACUAGCAUGGACUUGGUCAUCGUUUAUGUUUACGUUUUCCUCCACGGACAUCGUCUUCAUUUUCAUACACUCGUUUGUCUGUCUGCGCACGUUCAUUCUCAUUUUGGUCGUUAAUCCAUGACACAAUCGCAUGCAAUGAACAUUGUCUUCAUUUUUAAUGUCCGCGCUGGUUUGUCUGGGCACAUUUACUCAUUAACAAUGUGUGUACACCACAAUUCGUUGGUGAGCUA